AAAUCUAACUGUGAUGAUGAGCUACCAGAAGGACAGAAGGCCCAAGAGGAGCAAGAGCCUGAACUUACCUCAACCCCAAACUUUGUUGUGGAGGUUGUGAAGGAUGAUACCAAGAAGGCCCUUGUUUUGGACUGCCACUAUCCAGGGAAACAGGUUGGAAAGGAAGAGGAAGAGGAGAGUGCCAUUUUCUCCAUUCAGGAAGUGAGCUUUCAGUCUGCCAGUGAGUUCGACUGGAAGGAUACCAACUACACACUUAACACGGAUUCCCUGGACUGGGCCCUGUAUGACCACUUGAUGUACUUCCUGGCUGACCGCGGGGUGGACAAUACUUUUGCAGAUAAACUGAUCGAGGUCAGCAGGGCCUUAGAACACCAGGAAUACAUCAACUUUCUGGAAGAUCUGAAAGGCUUUGUCAAUUGUCAGUAG
Molecule: messenger RNA, 426 nt
Organism: Dromiciops gliroides (monito del monte)
Lineage: Eukaryota; Metazoa; Chordata; Mammalia; Microbiotheria; Microbiotheriidae
Product: complement component 1 Q subcomponent-binding protein, mitochondrial-like
Exons: 1
Biological process (GO): cytosolic ribosome assembly
Cellular component (GO): mitochondrial matrix
Source: RefSeq, a predicted model, not a curated record